AUGCCCAGGAGUCUGGAAACCAGUGACCCGCUGCGUUCACAGUCACGGCUCUGUCCACAGCCCUCCCACUUCACACAUUCUGGGAAGCCCCGAUUCCUUCCUGACUCCCGGUCACCAAUGCUACCCCACCCUCCGCCUCGCUCUGAGAACCUCAUGGUGAAAGUGACCCCGAGUGACCCCGAGUGGUUCCCAGCUAAGCCCUCAGCCCGAGACCUCGAGCAGAGAUCCUCUUUCCCACUUUUGCAUUUUGAGAUUGGGGGCGGGGGCGCGUCUCACGUAGCCCAGGCUUCAAACUUGCUUAUGGCUGAGGCUGAGCUAGAACCCCCAAUCCUCCUGCCUCCACCUCCCAGGCGCUGGGAUCAAGGCUCCCUGGGUCGCUCCCUGGGUCGCUCAGGCCGGCCUGAGCUGAUCCUCCCGCCUCACCUCCCGGGACAGAGGGUGGCCGAGCCUGGCCCGCACCUGGCAGGAGUCCACCUUCCCGUCCAGGUAGCCGGCGCACACCAUCCUGUCGGUGAGCGAGUGGCCGUACAGGCUGGCACACAGGCCCUGGUCCAGCAGCUCCACGGUGGCCUUCUGAAGGACCUCCGGCUUGACCACUGCCGGACGGACAGGGAGAAGCGGGGUGAGAGCCGGGAGACGCAGGGCAUCCCCUGGGGUCUGCACACUGACAGCCGAGCACCAGGGCUCCUCCUCACUCUGCCCACGCGUGCUAGGCUCCCAAACGCUCUCACGGACCCGCUUCCUCCUGACAACGGUGACUCGGGGGGACCCCUGGUCUGCGAGGAGCCCUCCGGGAGGUUCUUCCUGGCCGGCAUCGUGAGCUGGGGCAUCGGCUGUGCGGAGGCGCGGCGGCCGGGGGUCUACGCCCGCGUCACCCGGCUGCGGGACUGGAUCCUGGAGGUGACCCGCGCGCCUGCGGUGCCCACAGCGGCCCCUGCGCCCGCCACCCCCGGCCCUCCCCGGCCCACCAGCCCCGGCAGCCCGCCGCCCGGCACCUCGGCCAGACCCACGGCGGCGCCCAGCACCGCACCUCCACACCCCAGCACCGCGGCCAAGCCUCAAGAGUGUGGGGCCAGGCCUGCGAUGGACAAGCCCACUCGGAUUGUGGGUGGACUCAGCGCCGUGUCUGGGGAGGUGCCCUGGCAGGCCAGCCUGAAGGAAGGGUCCAGACAUUUCUGUGGAGCCACCGUGGUGGGUGACCGCUGGCUACUGUCCGCCGCUCACUGCUUCAACCACACCAAGGCAGAACAGGUGCAUGCGCACCUGGGCACGGCGUCCCUGCUGGGUGUUGGCGGGAGCCCCAUCAAGCUGGGGGUGCGGAGGAUGGUUCUGCAUCCCCGCUACAACCCAGGCAUCCUGGACUUUGACGUGGCCUUGCUGGAGUUGGCCCGGCCACUGGUCUUCAACAAGUUCAUCCAGCCCAUCUGUCUCCCCUUGGCCAUCCACAAGUUCCCUGUGGGCCGGAAGUGCAUGAUCUCAGGCUGGGGCAACACACAGGAGGGAAAUGCCACCAAGCCCGACAUCCUGCAGAAGGCGUCCGUGGGCAUCAUAGAGCAGAAGAUGUGUGGUGCCCUGUACAACUUCUCCCUCACGGACCGCAUGCUCUGCGCCGGCUUCCUGGAGGGCAAGGUGGACUCCUGCCAGGGUGACUCUGGUGGCCCACUGGCGUGUGAGGAGACACCAGGUGUCUUCUAUCUGGCGGGCAUCGUGAGCUGGGGCAUUGGCUGUGCUCAAGCGAAGAAGCCGGGCGUCUAUGCCCGCAUCACUCGCCUCAAGGACUGGAUCCUGAAGGCCAUGUCCUCAGGCCCCAGCUCCACGCCUCGCCCGCACACCUCCAGCACGCGGCUUAUCCCUAACCAGCCCCCCAGAACCACAGCUGCUGGCCUCACUGUCCAAGAGGCCACCACCAGACCUGCAACCCCCAGGGCCACCAGCAGGGGGACCACUAGACCACUCAACAGGAGCACCACCAGGGCACAGACUCCAGCCCCGAAUGCCCCAGGCACCACCACGCAUUCCCAGCUGCCAGGCUGCGGCCUGGCGCCCCCGGGGGCGCUGACCCGGAUCGUGGGUGGCAGCGCGGCCUCGCGUGGGGAGUGGCCCUGGCAAGUGAGCCUGUGGUUGCGGAGCAGGGAGCACCGCUGCGGGGCCGUGCUGGUGGCCGAGAGGUGGCUUCUGUCCGCCGCACACUGCUUCGACAUCUAUGGGGACCCUAUGCAGUGGGCAGCCUUCCUGGGCACCCCGUUCCUGAGCGGCGCCGAGGGCCAGCUGGAGCGGGUGGCACGCAUCUACCGCCACCCGUUCUACAACCUCUACACGCUGGAUUACGACGUGGCGCUGCUGGAGCUGGCGGGUCCCGUGCGCCGCAGCCGCCUGGUGCGACCCAUCUGCCUGCCAGGGCCCGCGCGGCCCCCCGAAGGCGCGCGCUGCGUCAUCACCGGCUGGGGCUCGCUGCGAGAGGGCGGCUCCAUGGCUCGGCAGCUGCAGAAGGCGGCGGUGCGCGUCCUCAGCGAGCAGACGUGUCGCCGCUUCUACCCGGUGCAGAUCAGCAGCCGCAUGCUGUGCGCGGGCUUCCCGCAGGGCGGCGUGGACAGCUGCUCGGGUGACGCAGGGGGACCCCUGGCCUGCAGGGAGCCGUCGGGCCAGUGGGUGCUGACUGGGGUCACCAGUUGGGGCUAUGGCUGUGGCAGGCCCCACUUCCCAGGUGUCUACACUCGAGUGGCUGCGGUACUGGGAUGGAUAGGCCAGAACAUCCAGGAGUGACCACCACGUGGCCGGCGACCCCACCCAGCGGAGUUGGUGGCAGGCAAGCACGGGAGUCCCGGAUGGGAACGAGCUGUGGGCUGUAGAUACUGCUCCAAUAAACAGUUCCUGCCCCCAGCUCUGGCUCAGGACCUGUCUCCGCAACAGAGACCU
Molecule: messenger RNA, 2916 nt
Organism: Onychomys torridus (southern grasshopper mouse)
Lineage: Eukaryota; Metazoa; Chordata; Mammalia; Rodentia; Cricetidae
Gene: Tmprss9
Product: transmembrane serine protease 9
Exons: 13
Coding region: 1-2763 (920 amino acids)
Biological process (GO): proteolysis
Molecular function (GO): serine-type endopeptidase activity
Source: RefSeq, a predicted model, not a curated record